Stegodyphus dumicola is the source of this 1050-nucleotide messenger RNA. Its product is annotated as putative dimethyladenosine transferase. Gene Ontology annotation, cellular component: nucleolus. The record is from RefSeq and is a predicted model, not a curated record. Gene Ontology annotation, biological process: rRNA methylation. Gene Ontology annotation, molecular function: rRNA (adenine-N6,N6-)-dimethyltransferase activity. Lineage: Eukaryota; Metazoa; Arthropoda; Arachnida; Araneae; Eresidae.
UGUGUCGUAGGUGUAAACAUAGGAUUUUGCAUUGGAGUAAUCCAUCAGUUUUACUCCGAAAGGUUAUUUAAAAGGUAGAUUCCGCGCAUCGAUUGCAAAAUGCCGAAAGUGAAAAGUAAUAAAAAGUAUCGUCAACAUGAGGAGGUCCAAAAACAAGGUAUACGAUUCAACACCACACUUGGCCAACACGUGUUAAAAAAUCCUUUAAUUAUUAACAGCAUGUUGGAAAAAGCAGCUUUGAGAUCCACAGAUGUAGUGUUGGAAGUUGGUCCCGGUACUGGAAACAUGACUGUGAAAAUGUUAGAAAAAGUGAAAAAAGUUAUAGCAUGUGAAAUAGAUGUUCGUCUUGUUGCUGAGCUGCAGAAACGAGUACAAGGUACUCCUAUGCAACAUAAGUUACAGAUAAUUGUCGGAGAUGUACUAAAGACUGAUCUCCCUUUCUUUGAUAUAUGUGUUGCUAAUUUACCGUAUCAAAUAUCUUCACCGUUUGUUUUCAAAUUAUUGCUUCAUCGACCGUUCUUUAGAUGUGCUAUUUUGAUGUUUCAGAAGGAAUUUGCUGAUCGUCUUGUAGCGAAACCUGGCAGUAAGGUGUAUUGUCGUUUGUCUGUUAACACUCAGUUACUUGCUCGAGUUGAUAUCCUUAUGAAAGUUGGGAAAAAUAAUUUUCGACCGCCUCCAAAAGUGGAAUCCUCUGUUGUACGAUUAGAACCUCGAAAUCCGCCACCACCAGUUAAUUUCAAAGAGUGGGAUGGAUUACUUCGUGUGUUGUUUGUUCGAAAGAAUAAAACUAUCAGCGCGGCUUUUAAGCAAACUUCUGUUUUAGAAAUGAUGGAAAAAAACUAUAUGACAUAUUGUUCAUUAAAAAAUAUUGAUGUCCCAAAAGAUCUUGAUAUUAAGGCAAAAAUAGAAAGUGUCUUAAAUACAAAUAAUUUCGAUAAAAUGAGACCACGGACUAUGGAUGUUGAUGAUUUCUUGUUAUUGAUGCAUGAAUUUAAUUCUAAUGGUUUACAUUUUUCAUAAUUAUGUAAAUAAAUAUAUUACUGAAAGAUA